AUGCCAAAAGGUAUUGCAAGCUACCUAGAUGUGACUGGCAGCUCCAUAAGAAGCUCUUCAUCCAGAAUUAAUACUGAUGAAAGUUUCAAUGUGGAAGACUGGCCAUCAUCAAGUUCUUCUAACACUUGGAGUGCCUCACCUGCAACUGUGACAGCCUCAGAAAAUGAAAAUGAAUCAGAUGUGUUUACUGAAUCUGUUCAAGCAAAGAAGAAAAGAAAAAGAGCGGGGGGAGGGAAGGGGGGCUGCAUGCUUUUUGUUGGAGACACCACGACCGAAAAGAGGGACAUUUUUGUGUCGGGAACAGUAGGACAGAGUCCGAAAGUGGUUCCUAUGGUCACCUUAAUAAUAGUAUACCUACAAGAAAGACGUUUUUUGUACCUCCAAUAUACUGAGACAUUUAUUGGCUUUUAUAGCCCUUCAUGGCCUACAUUGUGA
Molecule: messenger RNA, 435 nt
Organism: Acanthoscelides obtectus
Lineage: Eukaryota; Metazoa; Arthropoda; Insecta; Coleoptera; Chrysomelidae
Source: the annotation of a GenBank genome assembly